Molecule: messenger RNA, 686 nt
Organism: Alosa sapidissima (American shad)
Lineage: Eukaryota; Metazoa; Chordata; Actinopteri; Clupeiformes; Clupeidae
Product: histone H4
Exons: 1
Coding region: 32-343 (103 amino acids)
Biological process (GO): nucleosome assembly
Cellular component (GO): nucleosome
Molecular function (GO): structural constituent of chromatin; protein heterodimerization activity; DNA binding
Source: RefSeq, a predicted model, not a curated record
AUUCAAACGUCUUACACAGAAAGUCUGAAAGAUGUCCGGCAGAGGCAAAGGAGGCAAAGGUCUUGGAAAAGGAGGCGCAAAGCGCCAUCGCAAAGUUCUUCGUGAUAAUAUCCAGGGUAUCACCAAGCCUGCAAUUAGGCGUCUGGCUCGACGUGGUGGUGUGAAGCGUAUCUCUGGUCUCAUCUAUGAGGAGACCCGUGGUGUGUUGAAGGUUUUCCUGGAGAACGUGAUUCGUGAUGCCGUUACCUACACCGAGCACGCCAAGAGAAAGACCGUGACCGCUAUGGACGUCGUAUAUGCUCUUAAACGCCAAGGGCGUACUCUUUACGGUUUUGGUGGUUAAGGAUAAGAUGGCUCUCUAGACUUACCGGUAUACCCAAAGGCUCUUUUAAGAGCCACCCAAUUUCUUAUAAAAGGCUGUGUUUCUGUCUGUAGAGGGUGACGUAUAUUAUAACGCGCAAAAUAAACAGCUUCUGUGCUUGCCUGAUGGCAAUAUCUUAUGUUAUAUGAUUGGGAGGACUGGCAUUGCGGUCAUAUGAGACGCUUAACAUGCAUAGUCAACGUCCUAUGGCAACAAAGAGUGAGCCAUGUCUUCAUAUAAUAGUUUGUAGCUUCAUUUAACAACCAACAAGCCCCAGAUCACAACCUCUCACAUGGUGUGAUGCCUUGAUGCGCUACAGAAUGGC